AUGCUUGAAGCCAGACUCGACCAGGCCGACAUCCUCAAGAAGGUGGUUGAAUCCAUCAGAGAGCUUGUCCAGGACUGCAACUUCGACUGCAAUGACUCCGGCAUCAUGCUGCAGGCCAUGGACAACUCGCACGUCGCGCUCGUGUCCAUGGCCCUCAAGACCGAGGCCUUCUCCCCCUACCGCUGCGACCGCAACAUUGCGCUUGGCCUCAACCUCGCCUCUCUGCAGAAGGUUCUCCGUGCCGCCCAGGGCGAGGAUGUCCUGACGCUCAAGGCCGAGGACGCCCCUGACAGCCUCAACAUUGUCUUCGAGAGCUCGGAGCACGACCGCAUCAGCGAGUACGACCUCAAGCUGAUGGAUAUCGACCAAGAGCACCUUGGUAUUCCCGAGACGGAGUACGCCGCCACCAUCACCAUGCCCAGCUCCGAAUUCAAGCGUAUUUGCGGAGAUCUGCAGGCCAUGAGCGAGUCUGUGACGAUCGACGCGAGCAAGGACGGUGUCAAGUUUGCCUGCACGGGCGAUAUUGGUAACGGAUCUGUCACCCUCCGCAGCCACACCAACGUCGACAAGCCCGAGCUGAACGUCGACAUUGAGCUUACCGAGCCCGUCUCCCUGACCUUCUCCCUCAAGUACCUCGUCAACUUCUGCAAGGCCGCCGCCAUGUCCAAGCAGGUCAAGAUCUGCCUGUCCAACGAGGUCCCUCUGCUGGUUGAGUACACUUUGGUGGGCCAGAGCUACCUGCGCUUCUACCUGGCGCCGAAGAUUGGUGACGAGGAGUAA
Molecule: messenger RNA, 780 nt
Organism: Colletotrichum chrysophilum
Lineage: Eukaryota; Fungi; Ascomycota; Sordariomycetes; Glomerellales; Glomerellaceae
Gene: PCN1
Product: DNA polymerase delta processivity factor
Exons: 3
Coding region: 1-780 (259 amino acids)
Biological process (GO): translesion synthesis; leading strand elongation; mismatch repair
Cellular component (GO): PCNA complex
Molecular function (GO): DNA polymerase processivity factor activity; DNA binding
Source: RefSeq, a predicted model, not a curated record